Molecule: messenger RNA, 1109 nt
Organism: Phlebotomus argentipes
Lineage: Eukaryota; Metazoa; Arthropoda; Insecta; Diptera; Psychodidae
Product: lipase member H-like
Exons: 2
Coding region: 1-867 (288 amino acids)
Molecular function (GO): lipase activity
Source: RefSeq, a predicted model, not a curated record
AUGAGAGAUUUUUGGCUUCUUCUCUCCUUCUUCUUCACUUCGGCGCUCGCGCAGAAUUUCACCGAAGAGAUUCACUUUAUCGUUUAUAAAGACAAUCAACCCAGGAACACUUCUGAAUAUUCCACUCGAAAUCCAGUUGAUCUUGGCUUCUGCAAUCCGGGCGAUGAGGUGGCAAUGGUUGUUCACGGAUGGACUGAGAGUUGCUCAACUGAAUGGGUUUUGGAUCUCAUUUCAAAUUUGACUGAAUUCCGUGGCGAAUGCAUCGUUUGCAUGGAUUACAGUCGCUUCUCCAAGAAUCCCGACUAUUUCGCCCUUGUGCGACAAUUUGACAAGAUCAAUAAUGUUCUCUACGAACAAUUAGUGGACUACAGAAGAUCCGGUCUGGAUCCCAGUGAUAUGUACAUGUUCGGGUUUAGCUAUGGAGCUCACUUGUGUCUCCAAUCGGCGGCUCUGCUUGGCGAGCGAGUGGUCAAAGAGAUCGAUGUGUGCGAUCCUGCUGGGCCAGGCUUCCCAAAUAUGCCCGACGCCACGAUUUCCGCCGAGAAUGUCCAGUGCGUGCACACGAGCGCCGACAAGGGCACGCACAAGAGGAACUGCCACCAGAACUGGAACAUGGGCCAGUGCGGAAGAAGCCAAAUCGGCGCUGGACCGUAUCCCAAGGGAUCCCACGGCCUGUGUCCUUACUUCUACAACAGCGCCUUCCGCAGCUCCUUCGUAGCCAUCCCGAAGCCCCCCUUCUGCGCCAAGACGGAGAGGGACUGCACUGACUAUCCCGAGAACUUCCAGAUGGGCUACAUGGAGAGACGCAAGCAUAAAGUCUUCGGCACACUUUACGCCGCGACCACGCGAACAUUUCCCUACAAUUAAUCGCUAAUUAUUAUUAAUUUCUACCAUCAGCACCUGCUUGAGUGGCUAAUUGAAAUUCCUCAGGAAGAGACACACAUUUGGGGGAAAAACAGUGAAAAGCUUCGCAAACAGACGUCAACUUUAUCAAACACAACAGAAAAAUGAACCAUAAAUUUGUUAGCAAAUAUCAACAGAGAUAUCUUUUAAGCGAAAAAUGUAGUUUCGGUUCUUCAGUUGGUAAUUGAUGAAAUUUAAAAGAAUUU